Messenger RNA from Protopolystoma xenopodis, 282 nucleotides. Lineage: Eukaryota; Metazoa; Platyhelminthes; Monogenea; Polystomatidea; Polystomatidae. The record is from the annotation of a GenBank genome assembly.
GCCCAGGCGAAACAACGUGCAGGUAGGGCUGGCCGCACGGGUCCAGGAAAAUGCUAUCGUCUUUACACAGAACGCGCCUACAGAGAUGAGAUGCUGGCUACUAACGUUCCUGAGAUUCAGAGAACUAACCUGGCCAGCACAGUACUUCAGCUGAAGGCAAUGGGUAUCAACGAUUUGCUCAGUUUUGACUUUAUGGACCCUCCACCGCUCCAGGUCAAUAUCGCAUUCUUUUUUCCAACUAGCAAUAUUUUUCUUUUAGUUAAUAUUAGUUCAACUCUUUAA